GAAGCCGGUCCCACUGCGGGACACGCCGGCUGCAACAGGCAGAGGGGGCGGCGAGGCUCGGGGCUGAGCUGCCGCGGCGGCCCGACGCCAGGGCGUGGAGCGUCCAGGCGGAGCUCGGGGCUCUGCCCGCGGCACACCUGCCCCUCCAUUCGCACAGCCAAAGCCGCUGCGGGGUCCGCACCCACUGCCCCGCGGGAUCGUGGGACGCCCUGCCAGUCUCAGCUGUCCAUCUCCGCCCUAGCCAGCCAAUCACCCACAACUGUCCCGGCCGCACCUCCCGGAAUCUCUGAUGGACGUGCGGCUCAGCCUAUAAUAUGGGGGCCUCGGCCGCCUGGUCUGGGAGCGGGAGCCAAUGAGCAUCGUUUCAGAGGCGAUUGCCCUUGGAGCUUCCUGUUUACAAUGGCACAGAGAACUGGACUCGAAGAUCCAGAGAGGUAUCUCUUUGUGGACAGGGCAGUCAUCUACAACCCUGCCACUCAGGCUGAUUGGACGGCCAAAAAGCUAGUGUGGAUCCCGUCGGAACGCCAUGGCUUUGAGGCAGCUAGUAUCAAAGAAGAACGGGGAGAUGAAGUUAUGGUGGAGUUGGCGGAGAAUGGAAAGAAAGCAAUGGUCAACAAAGAUGAUAUUCAGAAGAUGAACCCACCUAAGUUUUCCAAGGUGGAGGAUAUGGCAGAAUUGACGUGCUUGAACGAAGCUUCUGUUUUACAUAAUCUGAAGGAUCGUUACUAUUCAGGACUUAUCUAUACCUACUCUGGACUCUUCUGUGUAGUCAUAAAUCCUUACAAGAACCUUCCAAUUUACUCUGAGAAUAUUAUUGAAAUGUACAGAGGGAAGAAGCGUCACGAGAUGCCUCCACACAUCUACGCUAUAUCAGAAUCUGCUUACAGAUGCAUGCUUCAAGAUCGUGAGGACCAGUCAAUUCUUUGCACGGGCGAAUCAGGUGCCGGGAAGACAGAAAACACUAAGAAAGUCAUUCAGUACCUUGCUCAUGUUGCUUCUUCACACAAAGGACGAAAGGACCAUAAUAUUCCUCAGGAAUCACCUAAACCAGUGAAACACCAGGGGGAACUUGAACGGCAGCUUUUGCAAGCAAAUCCAAUCCUGGAAUCAUUUGGAAAUGCAAAGACUGUGAAAAAUGAUAACUCAUCUCGUUUUGGCAAGUUUAUUAGGAUCAACUUCGAUGUAACUGGCUAUAUCGUUGGGGCCAACAUUGAAACAUACCUUCUGGAAAAAUCUCGUGCUGUUCGUCAAGCAAAAGAUGAACGUACUUUUCAUAUCUUUUACCAGUUGUUAUCUGGAGCAGGAGAACAUCUGAAGUCUGAUUUGCUCCUUGAAGGAUUUAAUAACUACAGAUUUCUCUCUAAUGGGUAUAUUCCUAUUCCGGGACAACAAGACAAAGAUAACUUCCAGGAGACGAUGGAGGCAAUGCAUAUAAUGGGCUUCUCCCAUGAAGAGAUUCUGUCAAUGCUUAAAGUGGUAUCUUCAGUGCUUCAGUUUGGAAAUAUUUCUUUCAAAAAGGAGCGAAACACUGAUCAAGCCUCCAUGCCGGAAAAUACAGUUGCACAGAAGCUCUGCCAUCUUCUUGGCAUGAAUGUGAUGGAGUUCACUCGGGCCAUUCUCACCCCCCGGAUCAAGGUUGGCCGAGACUACGUGCAGAAAGCCCAGACCAAAGAACAAGCAGAUUUUGCAGUAGAAGCUUUGGCAAAAGCUACCUAUGAGCGGCUCUUCCGCUGGCUCGUUCACCGCAUCAAUAAAGCUCUAGACAGGACUAAACGGCAAGGGGCCUCCUUCAUUGGGAUCCUUGACAUCGCUGGAUUUGAGAUUUUUGAGCUGAACUCGUUCGAGCAACUGUGCAUCAACUACACCAACGAGAAGCUGCAGCAGCUCUUCAACCACACCAUGUUCAUCCUGGAGCAGGAGGAGUACCAGCGUGAGGGCAUCGAGUGGAACUUCAUCGACUUUGGCCUCGACCUGCAGCCCUGCAUUGACCUCAUCGAGAGACCCGCUAACCCUCCUGGCGUGCUGGCCCUUCUGGAUGAAGAGUGCUGGUUCCCUAAAGCCACAGAUAAGACCUUUGUUGAAAAGCUCGUUCAAGAGCAAGGGUCCCACUCCAAGUUCCAGAAACCGCGUCAGCUGAAAGACAAAGCUGAUUUUUGCAUUAUCCAUUAUGCAGGGAAGGUGGACUACAAGGCAGACGAGUGGCUGAUGAAGAACAUGGACCCCCUGAAUGACAACGUGGCCACCCUCCUGCACCAGUCCUCUGACAGAUUCGUGGCAGAACUCUGGAAGGAUGUGGACCGGAUCGUGGGUCUGGAUCAGGUCACGGGGAUGACGGAGACAGCUUUCGGCUCCGCCUAUAAAACCAAGAAGGGCAUGUUCCGCACCGUUGGGCAGCUCUACAAAGAAUCGCUCACCAAGCUGAUGGCGACGCUCCGGAACACCAACCCCAACUUCGUGCGCUGCAUCAUCCCGAAUCAUGAGAAGCGGGCUGGGAAACUGGACCCACACCUGGUGCUGGAUCAGCUCCGCUGCAAUGGCGUCCUGGAAGGGAUCCGCAUCUGCCGCCAGGGGUUCCCCAACCGGAUCGUUUUCCAGGAAUUCAGACAGAGAUACGAGAUCCUCACUCCAAAUGCUAUCCCUAAGGGUUUCAUGGAUGGCAAACAGGCUUGCGAACGAAUGAUCCGAGCUUUAGAAUUGGACCCAAACUUGUACAGAAUUGGACAGAGCAAGAUAUUUUUCAGAGCUGGAGUCUUGGCACACUUAGAGGAAGAACGAGAUUUAAAAAUUACCGACAUCAUUAUCUUCUUCCAGGCUGUUUGCAGGGGUUAUUUAGCCAGAAAGGCCUUCGCCAAGAAGCAGCAGCAGCUGAGUGCCCUGAAGGUGCUGCAGCGCAACUGUGCCGCGUACCUGAAGCUGCGGCACUGGCAGUGGUGGCGCGUCUUCACCAAGGUGAAACCGCUCCUACAAGUCACUCGCCAAGAGGAGGAGCUCCAGGCCAAAGAUGAAGAGCUGCUGAAGGUGAAGGAGAAGCAGACGAAGGUGGAAGGGGAGCUGGAGGAGAUGGAGAGGAAGCACCAACAGCUGCUGGAGGAGAAGAAUAUCCUGGCGGAGCAGCUGCAGGCAGAGACUGAGCUCUUUGCCGAAGCAGAGGAGAUGAGGGCCAGACUUGCUGCUAAGAAGCAGGAAUUAGAAGAGAUUCUCCACGACUUGGAGUCUAGGGUAGAAGAAGAAGAAGAAAGAAACCAAAUCCUCCAAAAUGAAAAGAAGAAAAUGCAAGCACACAUUCAGGACCUGGAGGAGCAGCUAGAUGAGGAGGAGGGGGCUCGCCAGAAGCUGCAGCUGGAGAAGGUGACGGCAGAGGCCAAGAUCAAGAAGAUGGAAGAAGAGAUUCUGCUUCUGGAGGACCAGAACUCCAAGUUUAUCAAAGAAAAGAAACUCAUGGAAGAUCGCAUUGCGGAAUGUUCCUCUCAGCUGGCUGAGGAGGAAGAAAAGGCAAAAAACUUGGCCAAAAUCAGGAAUAAGCAAGAAGUGAUGAUCUCAGAUUUAGAAGAGCGCUUAAAGAAGGAGGAGAAGACACGCCAGGAGCUGGAGAAGGCCAAAAGGAAACUGGACGGGGAGACCACCGACCUGCAAGACCAGAUCGCCGAGCUCCAGGCACAGAUCGACGAGCUUAAGAUCCAGGUGGCCAAGAAAGAGGAGGAGCUGCAGGGCGCCCUGGCCAGGGGUGACGACGAGACGCUGCACAAGAACAAUGCGCUGAAAGUCGUGCGAGAGCUGCAGGCCCAGAUCGCCGAGCUGCAGGAGGACUUUGAAUCUGAGAAGGCUUCGCGGAACAAGGCAGAGAAGCAGAAGAGGGACUUGAGUGAGGAGCUGGAGGCACUCAAGACGGAGCUGGAGGACACACUGGACACCACGGCGGCCCAGCAGGAACUGCGUACAAAACGAGAACAAGAAGUGGCGGAGCUGAAGAAGGCUCUCGAGGAGGAAACGAAGAGCCACGAGGCUCAGAUCCAGGACAUGAGGCAGAGGCAUGCGACCGCCCUGGAGGAGCUGUCGGAGCAGCUGGAGCAGGCCAAGAGGUUCAAAGCAAACCUGGAAAAGAACAAACAGGGCCUGGAGACAGACAACAAGGAGCUGGCGUGCGAGGUAAAGGUGCUGCAGCAGGUCAAGGCUGAGUCCGAGCACAAGAGGAAGAAGCUGGACGCCCAGGUCCAGGAGCUCCACGCCAAGGUCUCAGAGGGAGACAGACUUAGGGUGGAGCUGGCUGAGAAAGCCAAUAAGUUACAGAAUGAAUUGGAUAAUGUCUCAACUCUUCUAGAAGAAGCAGAGAAGAAGGGUAUUAAAUUUGCUAAGGAUGCAGCUGGUCUGGAGUCUCAGCUCCAAGACACACAGGAGCUUCUUCAGGAGGAGACGCGCCAGAAACUGAACCUAAGCAGUCGGAUCCGGCAACUGGAGGAGGAGAGGAGCAGCCUCCAGGAGCAGCAGGAGGAAGAGGAGGAAGCCAGGAGGAGCCUGGAGAAGCAGCUGCAGGCCCUGCAGGCCCAGUUGACGGAUACCAAGAAGAAAGUAGAUGAUGACCUGGGGACAAUUGAAAGUUUGGAAGAAGCCAAGAAGAAGCUCCUCAAGGAUGUGGAAGUGCUGAGCCAGCGCCUGGAGGAGAAGGCCCUGGCCUAUGACAAGCUGGAGAAGACCAAGACCCGCCUGCAGCAGGAGCUGGACGACCUGCUGGUAGACCUGGACCACCAGCGCCAGAUCGUCUCCAACUUGGAGAAGAAACAGAAGAAGUUUGAUCAGCUGUUAGCAGAAGAGAAGAACAUCUCCGCCCGCUACGCAGAAGAGCGUGACCGGGCGGAGGCAGAGGCCCGAGAGAAGGAGACCAAAGCCCUGUCCCUGGCCCGUGCCCUGGAGGAGGCCCUGGAGGCCAGGGAGGAGGCUGAGCGACAGAACAAGCAGCUGCGGGCGGACAUGGAGGACCUCAUGAGCUCCAAGGACGACGUGGGCAAGAACGUUCACGAACUUGAGAAAUCCAAACGGGCCCUAGAGCAGCAGGUGGAGGAAAUGAGGACCCAACUGGAGGAGCUAGAAGAUGAGCUCCAAGCUACAGAAGACGCCAAGCUUCGCCUGGAGGUCAACAUGCAAGCCAUGAAGGCCCAGUUUGAGAGAGACUUACAGACCAGGGAUGAGCAGAAUGAGGAAAAGAAGCGGCUGCUUAUUAAACAGGUGCGGGAGCUCGAGGCAGAACUGGAGGAUGAGCGGAAACAGCGGGCCCUGGCUGUUGCCUCGAAGAAGAAAAUGGAAAUAGACCUGAAGGACCUGGAGGCUCAAAUCGAGGCAGCUAACAAAGCAAGGGACGAAGUGAUCAAGCAGCUCCGCAAACUCCAGGCUCAGAUGAAGGACUACCAGCGUGAGUUAGAAGAAGCUCGUGCAUCCCGGGAUGAGAUUUUUGCUCAAUCCAAAGAGAGUGAGAAGAAACUGAAAAGCCUGGAAGCAGAAAUCCUUCAGUUGCAGGAGGAACUUGCCUCAUCCGAGCGAGCCCGCCGACAUGCUGAGCAGGAGAGAGACGAGCUGGCGGAUGAGAUUGCCAACAGCGCCUCUGGCAAGUCUGCACUGCUGGAUGAGAAGCGGCGUCUGGAGGCUCGGAUCGCACAGCUGGAGGAGGAGCUGGAGGAGGAGCAGAGCAACAUGGAGCUGCUCAACGACCGCUUCCGCAAGACCACACUGCAGGUGGACACGCUGAACACUGAGCUGGCAGCUGAGCGCAGCGCUGCCCAGAAGAGCGACAAUGCACGCCAGCAGCUGGAGCGGCAGAACAAGGAGCUGAAGGCCAAGCUGCAGGAGCUAGAGGGCGCUGUCAAGUCCAAGUUCAAGGCCACCAUCUCUGCCCUGGAAGCCAAGAUUGGGCAGCUGGAGGAGCAGCUUGAGCAGGAAGCCAAGGAAAGAGCCGCCGCCAACAAACUAGUCCGUCGUACCGAGAAGAAGCUGAAAGAAAUCUUCAUGCAGGUUGAAGAUGAACGCCGCCAUGCUGACCAGUAUAAAGAACAGAUGGAGAAGGCCAACGCCAGGAUGAAGCAGCUCAAACGGCAGCUGGAGGAAGCAGAGGAAGAAGCCACACGUGCCAACGCAUCUCGGCGCAAACUCCAGCGGGAACUGGACGAUGCCACCGAGGCCAACGAGGGCCUGAGCCGCGAAGUCAGCACCCUGAAGAACCGGCUGAGGAGAGGCGGCCCGAUCAGCUUCUCCUCCAGCCGAUCAGGCCGGCGCCAGCUGCACAUUGAGGGUGCAUCCCUGGAGCUGUCGGACGAUGACACAGAAAGUAAGACCAGUGACAUCAACGAGACGCAGCCGCCACAGUCCGAGUAAGUCCAAGGAAGCUGGAGGAGGCGAUACCGCAGGGCAUGUAGGAAGUCACCUGCGCCCCCACCUUGGGGCCUCCUGCAGAUCUGGGGAACCGGCAAGCUGCGAGACUCCUUCCUGAGAGAUCAACUGUGUCUUAAGGCCUCAUGGCCUACACACACGUCUCCUGCUUCAGAUUUAGGUACAAUUGCUCCCCUUUUUAUAUAUAUAUAUAUAUAUAUACACAAAACCUACACAUAUUAAACAGAUCGCCUCAUCAUUGCAUCUAUUUUCCAUAUAUCCACCAAGAGACCAUUUUAUAAUACAUAUUAAGAGAACCCUUUUUCAAACAAACGCCAGACCCGCUGCCAGUCGCUGGGUCAUGGGGCCACCUAGCGGUUGCAGCCCCAUCGCUCUGCAUGCUCUGUCGUACAGACAGCUCUUAGUUCUGUGUUCACGUGGCCCCUGCCUCUGCAGCCACAUCAAGUCCCUUAGAACGUUGUGGAACCUAAACUGCACCUGUAGCUCUCAUUUCCUUCAGAUAAUGAUUGACACUAUUUCAGUGCGCAAACUGUGAAAGGGGCUUCAGCGAGAUGGGGGGUGGGGUGGGGGAAGCAGCAUCCGUGGGGUUGCAGUGCCCCUCUCCCUCAAGUCGUGGGGUCCCCGCAUCUCUUCACGUGAACUGUCUUCAGCCAGGGCUGCUCUGUGCCGACAGGACAGUGGCCACGAUGCAGCUAAGGCCCAGGGGCAGCCAUCACAGUGACUUCUAGAUGGCCUGCUCCUCGCAGCCACAGGCCAGAGCAGAAGCUAGGGGGACACCCUUCCUCGCCAGCCAGGCUCUCAUGCUGACCUUGCAAAUUCAGCCGCUGCUUUGAGCCCAAAAUGGGAAGAUUGGUUUUGUGUCCGAGACUUGUUCAAGUCUGUCAGUGAGGGGGACAGCACCUCGGGAACAGAGGCCACCUGCCUGAAUGUUGACAUGCCAGUGGAUGACUCCUUUUUCAUUUCUCCCUCCCCACACCCUCGGGACAGUGUUACAGUAAACAUUUAGCAUUCUGUUUGGGGUUGAUAGUUAAUCAAACUGACAUUACAGAAAGUGCCUUAGACACUACAGUACUAAGACAAUGUUAAAUAUAUUAUUUGCCUCUGUAACAAUUUAAUGUAUUAAGUUUUGACUGUGCUUCUUCAUAUCAUGUACCUCUCUAGUCAAAGUGGUAUUAUAAACAUUCAGUGACAAUGAAUCAGUGUUAAUUAUAAAUCCUUGAUCCUCUGCAAUGUGCUUGAAAACACAAACCUUUUGGGUUAAAAGCUUUAACAUCUGUUGGGAAGAAUUUGUCAUGUGGGUUUGGAAUCUUUGAUUUUUUCCCCCUUUAUGAAUUGUACUGGCUGUUGACCACCAGACACCUGACUGCAAAUAUCUUUUCUUGUAUUCCCAUAUUUCUAGACAAUGAUUUUUGUAAGACAAUAAAUUUAUUCAUUAUAGAUA
Messenger RNA from Cervus elaphus (red deer), 7816 nucleotides. It is a transcript of the gene MYH10, whose product is annotated as myosin heavy chain 10. The transcript is spliced from 42 exons. The record is from RefSeq and is a predicted model, not a curated record. NCBI's taxonomy places the organism in Eukaryota, Metazoa, Chordata, Mammalia, Artiodactyla, Cervidae. Gene Ontology annotation, cellular component: myosin complex. Bases 400 to 6360 code for a protein of 1986 amino acids. Gene Ontology annotation, molecular function: actin filament binding; cytoskeletal motor activity; ATP binding.